AACCCCGCAGCCAGGGCCCCUGGGGCAGGGACAGUGCCAGGCCCUGGCUGGACAUCCCCAAAAGAAAUAGCGUCCGCCCCUCCCUCGCCAAAGGGAGGCGAGCGGGUCACAGCAGUGACCCUUAGGCCGCGGCCUGCGUCAGGCCUGGGCCGCUGCGAGGCGUGAGUCUCCCGGCGGACUCACGGACCUUUGCUGCACGGCCCAGCCGUGGGUUGCGGAGCACGAAGAGGGUGUAGUUUUCAAGGCUGUGAGGGCACGCUGCCGCUGUCCUGGCACGUGUUGCUCAUACGUUGUGGUGCGUAGCAAGCUCAUUAGCUGAGGAAGUCCUGCCUGUUCCUGCAGAAGCUUGGAAGUUGUUGUUCAAGUACCUACCAUGCCUGCAAACCUUUAGGCUGACUUCUCCUGCUCCAGAAAUGCUAAAACACAUUAGCAACGGAAGUUUGUAUCCGCAAAACAAACAGUGACUGUUACAAAAACUGUGGAGAGUGAACAAAGAGAAGUUAUUUUAUGAAGCGUCUGAUCAAAAAGCCUUUCUGCUGAGAAGAAAUCAGACUCCUCGCAUGCCUCAGCAAAGAUCGCACUAACGUCGGAGGGUUUGUGGUGAAGACGCCAGUGCAGGGCACAGGCUGGCCAACAGACAGAAGUGGCUUUUAGAUUACUGCCAGCCUGCGCUAGACACAGACUUGCAGCAGAAGAUGGAACCAAUUCCUGUCACUGGCUGAGGACACUAUAUAGCAACAGCAUUGUUGUAAUUUAUAGAUUUGGUGCAACACAAUGAAAAUUGGACUGCUGCUUUUUUGCGAAAUUCCACAGUAACCCUUACUGCUUUUAGCGAAUACACCUUUGACCCAUUUGGUUGCACUGGCACUAUUUUGUGCUCAAAACAUGAGUUAGUGCAUUAUAAAGAUUACUUAUCGUUAAGGUGUAGGUGGCUUUUUUUAUUCUCAGAUACAGCCAUUAACUCGUGAUGAAAAACUCUUACCUGCAGAGAUGUAUUCCAAAUGCUUAGCUGAGUGACAGCAUGCGCAUAUGCACAGGGAACACUGCCAGUACUAACAGUGACAUGGCAUUGGCUUCACAUGAUUUAUCUGGGAGGGGACAGCCAGCUCCUGCUUGGAAACACACCCCCGUCGCCUUUGCCUAAACCCUCAUAAAGUUUCCACAGCGGCAGUGAAAGGUGAGGAGUUGAACUCUGGGCUCUGAAUAGACACAAAGGACCUCUCCUAGGCUACCAUCAGCAGGAGGAACUGUGGUUGCCUUCAGAUCUAUGCAGUGCUUGGCACAGUAGGACAUCCACCAAACACAACGCCCAGUCCUGCAUCUGUCCACAGCGUGGCUGAUAAGCAACUUUUUGGGUGACCGGUGUAUUCCUCCUUUCUGAAACGCUGCAAGAGGAGUACUCCCAAGAGGCUUGUUAGCAUCAUAAAGAUGAAAAGAGACUCUGGAUAUUCCACCAUGGCUGAGCAGCAGAAGCAGGAAGUGAAGCUCUGGGAUGCCAUGAAGAUCACUGCCUUUGUCCUUGGUACAGGCCUGCUCACAUUCACUGCCUUAGCGAACUCUGUUUCUUGGAAUGUGCAGAAUAUCUGGGACCCUCCAGGCCAUUUCUGGCAAACAGCAUGGCUAAAGUUCUACUACCUGUUUGACGGAAAGGAGUGGACAAUCUUCCUCCUUGGGGCUGCAUUGGUUCCUAGCCUUGCUUUCUGGUGCUUCAAUGGAAUCCUUAUGGUGGCUGAUGUAACAGGAAAGCCAGCUUUCAUUACCCGCUAUCGCAUUCAGCUGGGCAAGAAUGAUCCUGUGGACACAAAAAAAUUGUGCCAAGCCAUCUACACAGCGCUGUGUAAUCAGUUCUUUAUCUCCUUGCCCAUGCUUGUGCCCAUGUUCUACAUCAUGAAAUGGUGGGGCAACACCUUCAGCAAGGAAUUACCCACCUUCUACUGGUUUCUUGUGGAGCUAAGCAUCUUCACCUUAAUAGAGGAAAUUCUCUUUUAUUAUACACACAGGCUUGUUCACCUCCCGCUCCUGUAUAAGCACAUUCACAAGAAGCACCACGAAUGGACAGCCCCCAUUGGCGUGGUCUCCGUUUAUGCUCACCCGGUAGAACACAUACUCUCCAACACACUGCCUGUCAUGACUGGCCCGAUGCUCAUGGGGUCUCAUAUUGUGUCAAUCGCAGCGUGGUUCUCCAUUGCUCUCAUAACAACAAGCAUUUCGCACUGCGGCUACCACCUGCCCUUCCUGCCGUCGCCAGAGUUCCACGACUUCCACCACCUCAAGUUCAACCAGUGCUACGGAGUCCUGGGAGUGCUGGAUUAUCUGCAUGGAACAGAUCGAGUGUUCAGACAAACCAAAGCCUUUGAGAGACACAGGGUCCUCCUCAGCCUCACGCCACUCUCAGAAAGCAUCCCCGAUGCACCCAGGAGGGCAGAGUGAACCCAGCAGCCUGCGGUUCUUCCAGAGCCCAGUGACUGGCAGAGCGAGACACGAUGACUUACGCCAAAUAGUAUUUUAAUUGGGAAACAAGUUAUUCUUCACACAUAACAAAAUCCAAAGCUGAAUUUGAAUGUGCUACUUGAAAUGACUGCGCUUUUGCUGCCUGUUAUUUUCUUCCUAAGGCACAAAAAAACCUGCUCUAGAAAGCUAUUUUUAAACAAUGUUUAGAGGUUUUUUUUUCCCUUAAUUACUUGCGCUGUUCCUUGGUUCUAGCUGCCUGCACAUAAGCCAGAUGUGUUCUGGGCCACAUGGCUUUGGGGAGUUCCUAGGAAGUUCUCAUUAUUAAGGUUUUAACACUUCAGUGUUCACAGACCAUGCUUUGGCUUCUUUCAGCAGCAUUCUAUAGAAAUACCAGCAAGAUCACUGUAACUACAUAUGAUAGGAAUUAAAACCACUGUUUUUGAGACUCGGAACACCUGGGAUAUGGGAUGCAACCCCAUGGAAAGUCAGUGGGACCACAGCUUUAGAAACGCUCUCCCUUGCACACACAACAGAGGCCUGACUUCCCCCGAGCAGUUUUUCUUCAUGCGAGAGGUCAGUACAGGUCUGAGUGAAGGGCUGUCACAUCCUCGUCUCCACUCCACAAACUAACGCCUGCAAAGUGCAUUUCCCCCCUCGUGGGGCAGGGAAGCAGAGCUGGGAGCUGAUGUGCUACAUGGCAGAAGCCCUCGCACAUCACCUCCUCCUGCUGAGCCUCAUCUCGCUCCCCACACGCCAAAAGGAGGCACAAACCGAAACGAGCAGCUCUGUACAAUGAUAAACUAUAGAAAGACUUUCCAGGGAAAGAAGAGUCCCUGCUCUCCAGUGUGGAGAUCAGUCAAACCCUGCAAGAAAAGACCCAACGAAAAGCACCCGCACCUUUACGCACAUCCAUAAGUACCUAUACAACCUAUUGAAACACGCUGCAAGUUUUCUCCAGGAUCUUUUUAAGUCUCAAUCCUGCUUGGGAUAAAAGUGACACCUGUCUCUCACCAUCGCUAGGCCCAUGUCCUAAGCGAGCCCUCCGAGGAGAGGGCACGCAGAGCUGACCUGUGCUGCGCUUACCUGCUGCCAGCCCAGCUCCACCCGUGGAAGCCAGCUCUCUUCCCCCACCCUCCUCCAGUCCCCACAACCACACAGGGAUGAACCCAGCCCGUUCAUCCACCCACAGCCCCCUGGGGAGGGCAAGUCAGCGGAACAGAAAACCCAGGCGGCAUUGUCUUUUGAAGUUUUUAUUUUUAUACAUUUUUUUUUUGUAUUAAAAAGGAAAAAGCAUAAUUACCACAAAUUACAAAGGACUAAAGCAUUACUAGAAUAAUGAAUCACAUCAGCCUAGAAAGCAGAUACUCUGAAUAAUAUUAAUGUUAUAAUACAAGCUCUCAUUCAAGUAUUUUACAUUUUUCUCUUUUCCUUUUAUACGUGAUGAUGAUCCUAGCACAUGGGUCAAAGAUUAUGUACUAUCGACAGAAGAUGGAUCAUGUACAGCGGUCCAUAUUAACAAGAUUUUCCUCCCAAGUGAUACAUGGUCUGUGAUGAGUCAUUUUAAGUUUGUCUCUACAAUAAAUGCAGCUGAAGAAGGUUGCACACACGUUCUAGUUUUGGGAAACAGAAGGCUGAGGUUGGGACACACAGGGUUUGAGAAGGGCCAGCACAUCGAACCAUCACCCCUUUUGCUCCAGGCGAGCGAGCAGAGGGCCACCCUCGCCGGGGUGCAGCUCAGCGGGGGUUCCUGGGCCACAGAUCCAAAGGUUUCCAACCCCAACGGGACCGGCUGGGAGAGGAGGAGGGGGAGCGGGGCUGCACCAGGGAGGCUCGAGGGACCAAGUGGUGCCAAGCACCCCCUCCCGCAAGGGACACCACCGGCACGAGCCAGCCCCCGUGCGGGGCUGACACCUGGAGAGCGAGCCGCAGGGGGACAGCGCGGGGACCCUGGGGUUGACCCGAGCACGCUCCCACACGCGGCAGGGGGCUGGCUGGCACCCAGGGCGCUCCCCACUCCUCUGCAGCUCCCCACCAAAAGGAUGUGCUUGUCACAGAUACAUCGGUCCUAUGUUCAAGUGUCUGCAGAAAGUGAAACUGUAAACUACUCAUUGAAACGCUGCCCUCCAGCUACCUGCUCCACGCCACCGAGAUGAACAUUUUCUUUAAAGAAAAGAAAAAAAAGUCAUUCACCUAUUACCUGUAUUGGAAACCUUUUAAAAAAAAGAGUUGGUGAGGCAUUUAACAUCAAGUGUAGCAACCCUCUCAAAAAGAGCCUAACAUCCAUUUCAAAACAGUGACAAAGUGACAUAACCAGUCUCAGAGGAGACAGGAGAAAAUAAGCAUUGCAAACACAGCUUGCUACAUUUACAGUUUUCCUUUUUUUUUUCUUCCUCAUUUGAUAAAAUAACUGGAAAGGCAUUAACAGCUAGAAGCCCCCCCCGCACUGCCAUGCUGAACGUGUACAGACACGUGGCAGGAUACUGAGGUUAAAUGCAUCAUUUUGUUACAGUACAGUCAACCAGUCCCAGACAGGAUGAGCAGGUGCCAAAACUCAAGGGACCCCAAGGGCUACAGUGACAAGCCGCCAUCAGGGGUGCGAGGGGGGCAGCAGGAAGAGGGACAGACAGAUGAACAGAGCAGCAGGAUUAUUACUUUUUUAAAUUAUUUUUUUUUCCCCCCCAAAUAAGCACAGCAAAGCAACAAAGCCUCCUCCGAAACACACCUUCCACCUCCACUCCUGACCCCAUGCCAGAGCUCUGUAAUGCAACCGCCUGCAUCCCAAAGACGGGCUGACACACAGGACCGCGGCAAAGAGCCCCGGCUGUAGCAGCCUGGGACCUCUCGAGAAGAGGGGCGAGACAGGGAGCACUCCCCCCGCUCUGCCUGCAGGCCCGCCGGCCUCCGCCAGCCUUUCUGAAAUCAGCCGGGGCUGGGCGCCAGCACCACACAGCCCUUGCGAGCUGGGGGACAGAUCAGUGUUCACAGGAGUACGCAUGCCCGAUCACUCAGACCACUAAAAAAAAAAAAAGCACAAAACAUGAUCAUGGUGAAGCCUCCAAGCUAAAAGCAAGGCCAAACUCCCUCCUCGGCAGGAAGGCAAGAGCUUCCUCAAAAGCAAAACCCCCUCUCUGGAUAGCAGCCCCUUUGUCCGGCGGUGGAGCGAGCCAUGUGCUAUGCCUUCUGUACGCAGCAAGAGGGAAAGUGCCUCUGCAGACCUGUCCCCCGUGCAAGCCAUAAAACAGGGGAAAGCCUUGCUGCUGUCAGCCCUUCCUCAGCCUGGCACUGACCACACACUCUGCAGCCCUGACCUCGCCAUGGCCUCCGCACAGCACAGGGGUGCGGGGUGCUGCCCUGUAACCAGAGCACCACGGAGCUCCCUGCCCUCUGCCACCACCCACGCCGCAACCGGCGGGCAUCGCACCCCAGCAGAGAGCAGAAGUGAACGGCCCCGAAGUGAACGGCCCCGUGUUCCCUCAGUCCAGAGGAAGACAGGCGGGAGCAACCAACAGCUGCCUCAGGCUGUCACGUCCGUCUUUCCUUUGCUCCCUGGCUACGCUGCUGCCUGACAGACAGUAAAACAAGGCACACAGUCCGCAAAUCCAGAGGGACCGCUGGGAUUGCUCUUCUGACCCACCUUGCCCUGGGAAACAGGGGGGUUUCACAUGGAGCCCUCAGUCACGCUGAUGUGACAAACGACUGACUCGGCAGAGGGGGGGAAAACUCUUCCGUGCCGAGACUAGAGCCUCAGCCUUAGAAAUUAAAAAAUAAUUUAAAAAUCAAUUCAGAUUUUGGGAAAUUCUCUGGGAAAUUUCUUACCUCUUCUACCACCCAAGCAAUUCCACAGUCUGCUCCACAAGCAACAACUCCACAGCAGGAGCUCGUUCCUCCUCAUUUCCUAUUGCAUUUGUUGCUAAAAUGCAGACAAUUGGCUUCAAAUGAGAACACACACCGACGAGAGGAGCACAGGGACACAGCAGCAAGGACCAC
This is a messenger RNA of Aptenodytes forsteri (emperor penguin), 6438 nucleotides long. RefSeq names its product fatty acid hydroxylase domain containing 2 (gene FAXDC2). The coding region runs from base 1429 to 2430 and encodes 333 amino acids. The record is from RefSeq and is a predicted model, not a curated record. Lineage: Eukaryota; Metazoa; Chordata; Aves; Sphenisciformes; Spheniscidae. Gene Ontology annotation, molecular function: C-4 methylsterol oxidase activity; iron ion binding. The transcript is spliced from 13 exons. Gene Ontology annotation, biological process: sterol biosynthetic process.